This is a messenger RNA of Heterobasidion irregulare TC 32-1, 1035 nucleotides long. RefSeq lists its product as uncharacterized. Bases 1 to 1035 code for a protein of 344 amino acids. The record is from RefSeq and is a predicted model, not a curated record. NCBI's taxonomy places the organism in Eukaryota, Fungi, Basidiomycota, Agaricomycetes, Russulales, Bondarzewiaceae. The transcript is spliced from 3 exons.
AUGGCUGACCACUUAGAGCAGCUGGUGCUCUCAGGCAAGCUCUUCAAUGGCGGCAGUCGCUCUUCAUCUCCAGAACGCUCCCCAUCGCCUGAUGCAUUGUGGCCUGACGACGGCGAAACCUAUUCUGACAGUUCAGACACUACUGUUGACCGCUUGCAGCAGAUCGAGAGCGCUCUUGGUGGCGAAGGGGGGGCACCAUCUAUCGGCAUGGGGCCGGGCCGCACGGGCGUGAAAGGGGUGAUUCGCGAUCGUGACGAGGCGAGUGCACUCGCGCGCGAUCGCAACGCAAGAGAUGCACAAGCGUUGGCACGGGCUAUGGAGAAGGCUAGCUUGGGAGGGAAGACGUUCUUAGAAGAGGAAAAGGAGAGGGAGUGGGAGAAGGCCACGUUGGAGGGGAUCUUGGGUGGUACACCGGCGGUAUUAAGUGGCAAGCGGGUGGGGAGAUUUGGGCAUUUGAGGGAGGUUGGUAUGAGAGGGUUUGUGCCGGCUGUUGAGGAAGAGGAUAGGAGUGUAUGGGUGGUAGUGCACAUCUACGAUCCGUCACUCCACCGGUGUGAUGCCCUAGACGACACUCUUGCGCGUCUUGCACGAUUGCACACCGAAACCAAAUUUAUUCGAUGUCGGGCGAGCGCUAUCGGCUUUGCAUCUACAGCAUCCUCCCGCCCGCGUCGCCCACCUUCUUCGUCGUACCUCUCUCGUUCGCGAGUUACGCCGGAUCGGAUCGGCGGCACUGUUGACGAAGACGAUCCGUACGGCGACAUCACCGACGAGAAGAGGUCUGAAGAUGACGACUUUGGCGAAGAGGACGAGGAUGUCGUGGACACAGACAUGCUUCCCACCAUGCUUGUGUAUCGGGCGGGGGACCUUGUUCACAACUGGGUACGUGUAGACUGGGAAGCAGGAGUGGCGGGUGUCGGAGAUUUAUUGGAGCGGCACCACAUCGUUGCCCCUGCACGCUCAGGGAGCAGCAAUCUUGGCUUCCCUUCUGACGACGAAGACGACCUGGCACUCAGCGGCUCGGAGAACGGGUUUUGA